Messenger RNA from Cuculus canorus (common cuckoo), 1199 nucleotides. It is a transcript of the gene MRPL57, whose product is annotated as mitochondrial ribosomal protein L57. Gene Ontology annotation, cellular component: mitochondrial ribosome. The transcript has 2 exons. The coding region runs from base 874 to 1185 and encodes 103 amino acids. Gene Ontology annotation, biological process: mitochondrial translation. Gene Ontology annotation, molecular function: structural constituent of ribosome. The record is from RefSeq and is a predicted model, not a curated record. Lineage: Eukaryota; Metazoa; Chordata; Aves; Cuculiformes; Cuculidae.
GAAGGGGUUGGGGUGGAAGGGCCCAUAAAGCCCGUCCAGUUCCGAUCCCCCUGCGGUGGGUAGGGACACCUCCCACCAGGUCAGGCUGCCCGUCCAACCUGGCCUUGAACACUUCCAGGGAUGGGGCAGCCCCAGCUUCCCUGGGCAACCUGUGCCAGUGCCUCACUACUGUCAUCGUGAAGAAUUUCUUCCUAAUGUCCAGUCUAAAUCUUCUUCCAAUUUAAAGCCAUUCCCCCUAGUACUGUCUUGUCACCUGUUACAUGCCCUUGUAUAAGCCCCUCCCCAGCUUUCUUGUAGCCCUUUUCAGAUACCUGGAGCCCCCUUCAGACACUGGAAGGUCGCUAUAAGGUCUUCCCAGAGCCUUCUCUUCUCCAGGCUGAACAACCCCAGCUCUCUCAGCCUGUCUUCUUACGGGAGGUGCUCCAGCCCACUGAUCAUCUUUGUAACCCUCCUCUGGACCUGUUCCCACACGGUCCCUAUGAUACAGGAAGUAGUUACUUUACAAAAAAUGGAAUAUUUUUUAUUUAAGCUAAAAUAGAGUUGUUUCAUCUCAGUAAUUGCAUUUUUUCAAAAGUUAGGCAGAACGUCCCUCUGACACCAUGUUUAUUUUCAAGUAGUGUUUUUUUUUCGAGAAACUGUUCAUUCUUUGAAGAUGUCAACGUCUUCUGUGAAUAUGAUCUGUGUCUUCUGUGAUCACCUCUGUUUGCAGUGUUUCUCUGUCUCAAGUGCAAGGUCAAGCAGAGAGCUGGAGCCAGCUCCAAAUUAGCAAGAAUUUUGACUGUUGUGAAGUUCAUAAUAACUAUAAAAUUGGUCCUUGGAAAGUAAUAGAAUCUGCACAGUGUUUCUGGGAAAAUUUAUACAGAUGCAUGCAUAAUGUUUUUAACAACAAUAUUACUCCGGAAGAGAAUUCCUGGAAAACAGUGGAUUGGAAAAUACAGGCGACCAAGAACAGUCACACUUGCAAUGAAGCAAGCAAUGAUCCGAAGGUUGGAAAUCGAAGCAGAGAACGAAUAUUGGCUGAGUCGACCUUACCUAACACGGGAACAGGAGUACAAACAUAAUGCAGAAGGGAGACGUGCAAGAUGGGAAGCUUUCAAAAGCCUGGCAAGAGCCAAGUUCCCCGAGCACAGAUACAUCAGUGAUGAUUUAAACCACUUAAAUGUGACGAAAAAGUGGACAUUGUGAAUAAUACGGCAUGU